AUGGCAAUUUCAAAGCUAUCUAUGCUCCUAGCCUCUGCAUCUCUUGUAGCAGGCCAUGGCUAUGUCUCCAGCAUCGUAGCCGACGGCAAAAAACCCCCAGAGAGCGUCGGCUGGGCAACAACAGCAACCGACCUCGGUUUCGAAGACGGCACCGAAUACCAAGAUCCGAACAUAAUCUGCCACCGAGACGGAGUCAACGCAGCUUUGAGUGCUACAGUCACCGCUGGCUCCAGUAUUGACAUCCAAUGGACGACCUGGCCAGAGUCCCACCACGGUCCUCUGAUUACGUAUCUCGCCUCAUGCAACGGUGACUGCAGCACGGUCGACAAGACCACGCUGAAAUUCUUCAAGAUUGAAGAAGACGGUCUCAUCGAUGGCAAAAAUCCUCCUGGCACAUGGGCUGCUGAUCAUCUUAUUGCUGCUGGCGGCCAGUGGACUGUGAAGAUUCCUUCUACCAUCGCUGCGGGUAACUAUGUCAUGCGGCAUGAGAUUAUCGCUCUGCACUCCGCUUCCCAGUCGAAUGGUGCUCAGAACUACCCGCAGUGCUUCAAUUUGAAAGUCACUGGGGGUGGAAGUGAUGUGCCUGAAGGCACGCUUGGUGAGGAUUUGUAUACCAAUACUGAUCCGGGGAUCUUGUUCAAUAUUUAUUCUACGCUGACUUCAUAUGUUAUCCCGGGACCGGCUUUGUAUGUCUGA
Penicillium verrucosum is the source of this 696-nucleotide messenger RNA. RefSeq names its product AA9 family lytic polysaccharide monooxygenase. The coding region runs from base 1 to 696 and encodes 231 amino acids. The transcript has 2 exons. Lineage: Eukaryota; Fungi; Ascomycota; Eurotiomycetes; Eurotiales; Aspergillaceae. The record is from RefSeq and is a predicted model, not a curated record.